AUGCAUGAAACCAUUGAGGCCUCCCCAUUAUCAGAAGCUGACCCUGCAGGCAAUUUUAACAUUCCAGCAGUCCUGAACACUUUAUCUGGAGGCGUUGUUCCUAAAAAAGUGGAAGGUCAAUUUCGUCUCAUUCAUGACCUUUCCUUCCCGGAAGAUAACUCAGUUAAUUCACAAAUCCCUCCAAAGAAUAGUCAGGUUUCUUAUGACUCCAUAGACAAUAUAAUUUCACUAGUGAGACAAUUUGGCUCUGCAGCCCUAAUGGCUAAAUGUGAUAUUGAAGAUGGUUUUCACAAUAUCCCUAUCCAUCCGGAAGAUUACCAUUUACUGGGAUUUAAAUGGGAAAAUUUCUUUUACUAUGACAAAUGCCUCCCUAUGGGAGCAAGUAGUUCCUGUAAAAUUUUUGAAACGCUUAUCACUGCAUUACAGUGGAUCAUGCUCAACAAAUUCUCAGCCAAAGGUAUGUCCCAUAUGAUUGAAGAUUUUUUCUUCAUAGGUCCCCCUGCAUCCGAUAGCUGCCUAACAGACUUGAACAAUUUUAUAUCCCUUUGUGACAAAAUUGGAAUCCCUUUAAAUCCCAACAAAACCUGUCUCCCCAACACGAACAUCAUCAUAUAUGGUAUUGAGGUGGAUUCCAUUGCUAUGGAAUGUUGUUUACCAGACGACAAAAUAUCAAAAAUUGAAGCUCAGUUAUCCAGUUUUUCCAUGCGGAAAAAGAUCACUCUCCAUGAAUUACAAUCCCUCAUUGGGUUGCUAAAUUUUGCUUGCUCAGUGAUAUCUCCAGGGCGUGCUUUCUUGCGUAGGCUUAUUGACAUGUCCUGUAAAGUUUCCAAUCCUAGACAUUUUAUACGCCUUACAUGUGAAGCCCGAGCUGAUAUACAAUUCUGGUUGCAGUUCAUUUCACACUUUAACGGCAAGUCAGUUUUUCUCAGUGACGUUUGGUCCUCUUCUGACCAUCUCACCCUUUACACUGAUGCUGCAUCUACACAAGUUUUUGCUGCAAUUUUAGGAGCAGUUUGGUUUGCAGCGAAAUGGCCUGAUGAAUUCAAACAAUUGCACAUUACAAUCUUAGAACUCUUUCCAAUUGUACUGGCUAUGGAGAUGUGGGGUUCCCAAUUUCAAAACCAUAAGAUUUUGUUUCUUACUGACAAUGAAGCCGUGGUUGCCAUUAUCAACAAAACUUCAAGCAAAGACAAGACUGUUAUGAAGUUAGUCAGGCGUCUAGUGCUUAUUUGCUUACAGAAUAACAUCCUCUUUAAAGCCAAAUAA
Molecule: messenger RNA, 1266 nt
Organism: Saccostrea cuccullata (small rock oyster)
Lineage: Eukaryota; Metazoa; Mollusca; Bivalvia; Ostreida; Ostreidae
Exons: 2
Coding region: 1-1266 (421 amino acids)
Source: RefSeq, a predicted model, not a curated record